Messenger RNA from Nematocida homosporus, 627 nucleotides. RefSeq names its product CDP-diacylglycerol--inositol 3-phosphatidyltransferase. The transcript has a single exon. NCBI's taxonomy places the organism in Eukaryota, Fungi, Microsporidia. Gene Ontology annotation, molecular function: CDP-diacylglycerol-inositol 3-phosphatidyltransferase activity. Bases 1 to 627 code for a protein of 208 amino acids. The record is from RefSeq and is a predicted model, not a curated record. Gene Ontology annotation, biological process: phosphatidylinositol biosynthetic process. Gene Ontology annotation, cellular component: membrane; Golgi apparatus.
AUGCAGAACUCUACAGCACCCAAAACCCAUCUUAAAUCCUCACAAACCCUAUCCAAUACCAAAAGCACGCUUUUCUAUUUACCCAAUCUGAUCGGAUAUUUAAGACUUUUCCUUCUUCUACUCUCUCUUUUCCUUAGCCCUCGCCUUUUCCUUCUCUUCUAUGCUACCUCUUAUCUAUUAGAUGCUCUCGAUGGCUAUUUAGCUCGAGCUUACCACCAAGAAUCCCAACUUGGCUACAUUUUGGAUAUGGCUCUAGAUCGGGCCUCUUCAACUGUUUUAUCUCUUCACAUAGCAGCUAAGAGACCAGCUCUUUUACCAUUCGUAUCCACCAUUGUUGUACUUGACUUAGUUUCUCACCUAUUCUGUGUAGCCGUCUCAUUACAAAGCAAGAAGUCACAUAAAGAUCAUACUUCCAGUCCCGACUCCUUCUCCACUCGCAUUCUUUCUCUCUACUACAACCGCACUACUCUUUUCCUUAUUUGUUUCGCCACUGAAGCCUUUAUGCUCAGUCUACUUUUCAGCCACUCUCUUCUUAUCACUCUUCUUCUCACUCCCCCAUUCCUCUUCAAGCAACUCACCAAUAUUCUCCAACUCCACCAAGCCUUACACUGGUGCAGCCUACACUAA